CACCUGUGGCCAGGCAAAAGUCAUUUGAGAUUCGGCUCUGACUUCGGCGAUGAAAGCACAGACUUGGUCCUUGUUUUCUUUAACAUCGCAGCAUUCUCUUGGAUUUUGGUGUAUUUCCUUCAUCAAAACGUCACUUUGAUUGCUCUCCAAACUGCAGAGAUUUACUCAUUUUUCUUUGAACAGUUUGAUACUUGUUCUAUCUUUCAAGAAACAAGUCGAGGAGUUGCUGAAGAACUUGAGGAUAGCGGACACCUCCCACCGUCGAACGGGCUACGUAAGCGUGAAAAAGAGGCGUGUACCGGCUGAGAAAAUGGCAGAGGGCCCAGGCCCAGCGGCGGCUGCUGCAGCGACUGGAAAUAGCACACGAGAGGAACGUGAAGAUCUUCUUCUCUAUAGAAGUGAGAUCGAUGGUUAUGGAUUCAAAAGACCAGAUGACUUUGAUUAUGAGACGUAUGAGGAAUUUAUGAAGCAGUAUUUAUCCGUUUUAGCCCGGAGAGCAAAGAAAUGGGAAAUUGUGAUUAAAGGAAGUCAGAAAGUUAAGAAAUCAAGAAAAAUGAAGCGGUACAUCCGUAAGGGUAUCCCAUCGGAACACAGAGGGACGGUGUGGAUGAUGGUGAGUGGUGCGCUUAAACUCAAGAAGAAAAACCCGGGUUUAUAUCAACAUCUUCUAGAUGCUCCUAAAGACCCAGAUAUUGUAGAAGUUAUCAAUAUAGAUCUUCAUCGAACAUUCCCAGAUAACAUUCACUUCAGCAACGAUGCCCAGUACAGCAAACGAACAGCCUUGUCUAACGUCCUUGUAGCGUUCGCCCAUCAUCGGCCCGAGGUCGGUUACUGCCAGGGUCUCAACUUCAUUGUCGCCCUCAUGCUGCUUGUCUUACAAGACGAAGAGAAUUGUUUCUUUUUACUGCUUCAGUUAACGACCAACAUAUUGCCAGAUUACUAUGUACCUCACAUGAGUGGCUUAAAGACAGACCAGGAAGUACUUGGUGAGCUGAUCAAGGAGAAAUGUCCUGACGUAGCCAGGCAUAUGGAGAAAGAACAGGUCCCUUGGUCAAUACCAACCACCAAAUGGUUCAUCUGUCUCUUCUUAGAUGUACUUCCUGUGGAGACGGUACUAAGAAUAUGGGACUGUCUAUUCUACGAAGGUUCCAAGAUCCUUUUCAGAGUCUGCCUUUCACUUAUCAAAAGAAACGAAGAGGAGAUCAUCAGAGCCACCAACAUUUCAGCGCUCGUCGAUGUCUUCAAGAAGGUCACAGCAGCAUCCGCAAAUAUCGACUGCCAUACAUUCUUAGAGGAAGUAUUCCAGAGCUCACAGCCACUGAAGAGAGGGACUAUAGAGAAGCUCCGCUACCUCUGCAGACAAAGAGUUGAACAAGGGCCAUAGGUCAAAGGUCAAAAUUAUAUCAAGGACAUCCUGCCAGUAUACAACUACCAAAGGUCAAAGUGAUUGUAAGGGAGAAGGAGAUGUUUGUUUUUCGUGAUUGAUGCUUAUCAGUGAUUGUGCUUGCCAAGAUGGCGAUGAUGACCCAACUGAUCAGGUGACCUACAUGUGAUCAGGUGACCUACAUGUGAUCAAGUGACCUACAGUUGCUCAAAAUCUGUGCCAUGUCAAUGGGAUGAUGAGGAACUUAGCUUGUGUCAAAGG
This is a messenger RNA of Lytechinus variegatus (green sea urchin), 1645 nucleotides long. Its product is annotated as growth hormone-regulated TBC protein 1-A-like. The transcript is spliced from 7 exons. Lineage: Eukaryota; Metazoa; Echinodermata; Echinoidea; Temnopleuroida; Toxopneustidae. The record is from RefSeq and is a predicted model, not a curated record. The coding region runs from base 311 to 1384 and encodes 357 amino acids.